Messenger RNA from Drepanopeziza brunnea f. sp. 'multigermtubi' MB_m1, 675 nucleotides. RefSeq lists its product as uncharacterized. Lineage: Eukaryota; Fungi; Ascomycota; Leotiomycetes; Helotiales; Drepanopezizaceae. The record is from RefSeq and is a predicted model, not a curated record.
AUGCAAGUGCAAGGGUCGUUUGGCCUGGAUUGGUCCAUACACACCGACACAACCACAGAACGACUGGGUUCCUACCUUGUCGCGCCCAACGAGAUCACGACCUUUGUCAACGCCGUCGACUUCUCGAUUCAGGAGAAUGAGUCGUACGACCGCGAUGUUGCAAAGGUGCAGAUGUUGGAGGAUAAGCUGCGCAUGGGGAAGUUGUUGAGGGAGAUACAGAAGUGCGGCGAUGACUUGAGGGAGGAUCUGAAUGGGCUGCUAGUUGAUGACGGGGGCACGAGGAUGCGGUCGAGCACAAGAUUCCUGUGGGCGACGAAGCGGAAGCGGUUGGAGGAGCAGGUUCGGAGACUCGAUAUGUUGAGGAUGCGCUUCUUGGUCGUGUACAUGGGCCUGGUGGCGGCGCAGGGCACCUCUGAAGAAAAGAAUCCGCGGGAUCCUGAGAAGCAUGUAUCACCGAGGACGGUGGUACGGCCGGGUCUGAAUCACGCUUUGCUUGAGGGCGUCACAAGGAAACCCCCGCUUCGAAGGCUCACAACGCAGGCGAUGGGACACAAUGAUCAGGUGGGAACACCUCAAAAGACGGGCUGGAUGGGAGUCGUGGCGGAGUUACAGAACUCGCCAUUAAUGCAUAAGCGGCAUGCUUCAAUUGAGAGCCACAUGGCGAGUCCAAGAUGA